Messenger RNA from Penicilliopsis zonata CBS 506.65, 726 nucleotides. RefSeq lists its product as hypothetical. Bases 1 to 726 code for a protein of 241 amino acids. The transcript has a single exon. NCBI's taxonomy places the organism in Eukaryota, Fungi, Ascomycota, Eurotiomycetes, Eurotiales, Aspergillaceae. The record is from RefSeq and is a predicted model, not a curated record.
AUGCGCUGUGGAGAUGGUGCCCCCGUCAUUUUUGCAGAGGGUCUGCAGAGUGCUUCUCUUGCCCUCUUAUUAUACCCCGGCUUCUGCAUCCUCUGCGUUGUCAUUCUCAUCCGCCGCGUCAGACGCCAGUAUCGUGAGCGCCAGUCUCCCUUACCAUCUUCACAAGACUCGAACAAGCCGAGUCACGCAACGAGACCAAAGGUCAUGGACGAAGAAAAAGCCCUUCCAGUGGACGAGUCCAUAUUGACGGUACCGCCGCUGCCGUCUGCGUGUGACGUCUUGCAACCGCUCUCGCAUAUGACACCCUUGCCCAGCAGCGGGUAUAUUGCUUCUUUGAGAAAACAAGCGCCACUCGGAGAAGACGGCCAACUUCUCUCACACGAGGAGCAUACUUUCCCACCGCCUUACGACUUCUAUCGGUACCAUUCUUCUCCAGGGAAACAGUCAGAGCAAUCACCAUCCUCCCUGAGACCGGGCGAGUCCCAGCGCAAAGAGAUCCCCGAGCCGGUUGAAGGAGGAAUCGACACGCACCCUAGCACUCCUAAGCAUCAGCGUUUUGGAUCUUCUUCCGAGUCACACGGCCCUGGCUCUCCUAGCAGUCCCGGCUCUGCGGAUACCCAGUCUAUCCAGUCGGUGCAGAGGCUGAGUGAAACCUCCCAACUCAUGCAUGAUGUGGACUCGGUUGGAAUGAGGACGUGGAAACGACUGACGGUCGAGUACCGGUGA